Leucoraja erinaceus (little skate) is the source of this 9088-nucleotide messenger RNA. Its product is annotated as tau-tubulin kinase 2-like. The transcript is spliced from 16 exons. NCBI's taxonomy places the organism in Eukaryota, Metazoa, Chordata, Chondrichthyes, Rajiformes, Rajidae. Bases 4539 to 8600 code for a protein of 1353 amino acids. The record is from RefSeq and is a predicted model, not a curated record. Gene Ontology annotation, biological process: signal transduction; peptidyl-serine phosphorylation; cilium assembly. Gene Ontology annotation, cellular component: nucleus; ciliary basal body; ciliary transition zone. Gene Ontology annotation, molecular function: protein serine/threonine kinase activity; ATP binding.
GGAACGUGUAAUUGGGGCCAAUUAGCUGGUGUAUUCUGAGAAACUUGGUUAAUGACCAGAUAUCGCAGAAUAGGAAGAAUUUGGGGUGUCACAGAUAACUGCUCGGGGGAGCAGUUUACAAUCUACAUUAAUGCUUUGAAUUAAGAGAUCAAAUGUAAUAGAUCGAAGUUUAUUGAGGCAAAGCUGGCUGUAGAUGGGUUAAGUGAUGGGACAAAGUGACAAAUGAAAUGCCAUUUAUAAAAAUACAUAGUUGUUGUAUCAAAGAUGGAAUAGCACAGUUAUCAAGGUGUUGUGAGGUACAUGUCCUUGUACCUGAAAUCGACAUGCAGAUUGUAAGUAGUUUCAGGUUCACGGAUAUAUUUACUUUUAUUAUAAAUUAUUUGAGUAUAAAAUGCCAUACUCCAGCUAUAUUGGUGAGACAGCAGUUUUUCUUUACUUUGUUGAUCAGGGUUUCUUUUUCUUGAUCAGGGUUUGAGUGCUUUAACCCAUGUUUUAAUCAUGCAAUUUGGAACUGGAAUUAGAAGGCAUUUCAGAGUGACAUACUAAAUUGGAUUUUCAUCAAGCAGAAGUUUUAGUUUUUAGUUUAGUCACCGAGUCUGCACCGACCAGUGAUCUUCGCACAUUAACACAUUAACUACCCGACACACACUGGAUAAUUCUACAUGUUACAUUUAUACCAAGCCAAUUAGCCAACAAUCCUGUAUGUCUUUGCAUUGUGGGAGGAAACUGAAUAUCUCGGGGAAAACCCACGCAGGUCACGGGGAGAACGUAUGAACUCCGUGUAGAUAAGCACCCAUGAAUUUACCUAAUAUAAUCUUGUGCAUACAAGAAGAGUUAAAAUUGCUUUAAGUAGUUAAGCUUUAUUAAAUUAGGUUUAAUUUAAAAUGUAAAUUUGCUGAGAAAUAGAACCAAGUUAAACUUAUCAAAGUCUCCGUGCAAAUGAAUGGGGCUAGGUACAUCAGAUGUGACUGGUGAAUUAGUAAAGGACGAGAUGUGAAAUUUAUUGGCCCCUUGGCACAGUAAAUUAUAGAACAUCAAAGUGUGGUGGAUGUAUGGAAAAAGCUGCCAGAGAAGAUAGUUAAGGCAAGGACUAUCCUAACAUUUAAGAAGCAGUUACACAGGCACAUGGGUAGGACAUGUUUGGAGUGAUAUUGACCAUAGACAAUAGGUGCAGGAGUAGGCCAUUCGGCCCUUUGAGCCAGCACUGCCAUUCAAGGUGAUCACGGCUGAUCAUCCACAAUCAGUACCCCGUUCCUGCCUUCUCCCCAUAUCCCCUGACUCUGCUCUCUUCAAGAGCCCUAUUUCGCUCUCUCUUGAAAGUUUCCAGAGAACUGGCUUCCAUCACCCUCGGGCAGAGAAUUCCACAGACUUUCUCUGUGUGGAAAAAGUGUUUCCUCAUCUCCGUUCUAAACGGCUUACCCCUUAUUCUUAAACUGUGGCCCUUGGUUCUGGACUCCCCCUACAUUGGGAACAAGUUUCCUGCCUCUAGCGUGUCCAAACCCUUAAUCUUAUGUUCCAAUAAGAUCCCCUCUCACCCUUCUAAAUUCCAUAGUAUACAAGCCCAGCCGCUCCAUUUUCUAAGCAUAUGACAGUCCCGCCAUCCUGGGAAUUAACCUUGUGAACCUACGCUGCACUUUCUCAACAGCAGGAAUGUCCUUCCUCAAAUUAGGAGACCACAACUGCACACAAUACUCCAGGUGUGGUCUCACUAGGGCCCUGUACAAUUGCAGAAGGACCUCUUUGCUCCUAUACUCAACUCCUCUUGUUAUGAAGGUCAACAUGCCAUUUGCUUUCAUCACUGCCUGCUUUAUCUGCAUGGUUACUUUCAUUGACUGAUGAACAAGGACCCCAAAUCCUGUUGUACUUCCCCUUUUCCCAACUUGACACCAUUUAGAUAAUCUUCCUUCCAAUUUUUGUUACCAAAGUGGAUAACCUCGCAUUUGUCCACAUUAAACUGCAUCUGCCCACUCACCCAACCUGUCCAAGUCACCCUGCAUUCUCAUAGCAUCCUCCUCACAGUUCACACUACCACCUAGCUUUGUCAUCUGCAAAUUUGCUAAUGUUACUUGUAAUCCCUUCAUCUAAAUCAUUAAUAUAUAUUGUAAAUAGCUGCGGUCCCAGCACCGAGCCUUGCAAUACCCCACUAGUCACUACCUGCCAUUCUGAAAGGGACCCGUUAAUUCCUACUCUUUGUUUCCUGUCUGCCAAUCAAUUUUCUAUCCAUGUCAGCACUCUACCCCCCAAUACCAUAUGCUCUACUUUUGCCCACUAAUCUCCUAUGUGGGACCUUAUCAAAUGCUUUCUGAAAGUCCAGGUACACUACAUCCACUGGCUCUCCCUUGUCCAUUUUCCUAGUUACAUCCUCAAAUAAUUCCAGAUGAUUAGUCAAGCAUGAAUUCCCCUUCGUAAAUCCAUGCUGACUCGGACCGAUCCUGUCAUUGCUAUCUAAACGUGCCGCUAUUUCAUCUUUUGAUUGACCAGCAUCUUCCCCACCACCGAUGUCAGGCUAACUGGUCUAUAAUUCCUUGUUUUCUCUCUUCCGCCUUUCUUAAAAAGUGGGGUAACAUUAGCUACCUGCCAAUCCACAGAAACUGAUCCUGAAUCUAUAGACCAAUGCACCCAUGAUUUCUAGAGCCACUUCCUUAAGUACCCUGGGAUGCAGACCGUCAGGCCCUGGGAAUUUAUCAGCCUUCAGUCCCAUCAGUUUACCCAACACCAUUUCCUGCCUAAUGUGGAUUUCCUUCAGUUCCUCCGUCACCCCAGAUCCUCUGGCCACUAGUACAUCAGGAAGAUUGUUUUUGUCCUCCUUAGUGAAGACGGAUCCAAAGUACCUGUACAACUCAUCUGCCAUUUCCUUGUUUCCCAUCAUAAAUUCACCUUUUUCAGUCUUCAAGGGUCCAACUUUGGUCUUAACUAAUUUUUUUCCUCUUCACAUACCCAAAGAAGCUUUUACUAUCCUCCUUUAUAUUCUUGGCUAGCUUAUCUUGUACCUCAUCUUUUCUCCCCGUAUUACCUUUUUAGUUAUCUUCUGUUGCUCUUUAAACGUUACCCACUCCCCUUGGAAUUUUUCUUCCUCUGUGGAAUGAACUGAUCCUGCACCUUCUGUAUUAUUCCCAGAAAUACCUGCCAUUGUUGUUCCACUGUCAUCCUUGCUAGGGUAUCUUUCCAGUCAACUUUGGCCAGCUCCUCCCUUAUGGCUCCAUAGUACCCUAUGUUCAGCUGUAAUACAGCUCCGAUUUAUCCUUCUCCCUCUCAAAUUGUAGAUUAAAACGUACCAUAUUAUGGUCACUACCUCCUAAUGGCACCUUAACCUCGUUCCCUUUAUCAAAUCCGGUUCAUUACACAACACUAAAUUCAGAAUUGCCUUCUCCCUGGUUGGCUCCAGUACAAGCUGCUCUAAGAAUCCAUCACGGAGGCACUCCACAAACUCCCUUUCUUGGGGUCCAGCACCUACCUGAUUUUCUACCUGCAUGUUGAAAUCUCCCAUAACAACCAUAGCAUUACCUUUGUGACAUGCCAAUUUUAACUCUUGAUUCAACUUGCAUCCUAUAUCCAGGCUACUGUUUGGAGGCCUGUAGAUAAGUCCCAUUAGGGUCUUUUUACCUUUGCACUUCCUUAGUUCUAUCCAUACUGACUCCGUGUCUCCUGUUUCAAUGUCACCCCUUGCAAGGGACUGAAUUUCAUUCUUCACCAACAGAGCUACCCCACACAUUCUGCCCACCUGUCUGUCUUUUCGAUAGGAUGUAUACCCUUCAAUAUUCAUUUUCAUUAUUUAACAUUUAGUUGUAUGUUCUAUUUGUCAAUCAUCUUUGUAAAUUAGUUGAAACUGGACAGUUUUUAACUCCUUUCAGGAAUUCUUUUCUUGACACUUCCUGAAAAUUUUGAUUUUUCACUGUUUAGUUAUUAGAUACCUUCUAAAAAUUGCUUCUUUUAAAACCGAAACACGGAUUCUUAUAGAUAACAAAAUGAAUGUCCUGCAAAUUCCCUAUGAGUUUACUGCUGUUUUCGAUAAAAUUUCUUUGAAGGCUAUACUGCCUUUUUCCAGUCAUCAAUUAACCCCCACUGAUAACCUUUUCAUAAACCUGGCUAAAUAUUGUAAUUAAUUACAGUGUCUAUCAGCAUCACUGAACAACAAACUCAUUUGUUUUUUGAGUAGCUGUGCCACCCAAUUAGAAAAAAAAGUGCUAUGUUGCCUAAUUUAAUCUGUGGAGUUGGUAGAGGCAUUAUAAUUGUUAUCAAUACCUCUGGAUAAGCCUGGUUAGAGUGAAUGAAUAAAUAUACAUGUCCCUAGCCUAUCCAGCAUUUUCUGCUGGCAGUGUAUGUUUGCACAUCGGGUGAGGGCACAAUCAAGCUUGUCUAUGAUACCCCUGCCACUGAAUAGCUUGCUAAUACUGCCAUAACUCACAGCUGAAUAAUGGCUACUCUGGUGAAGUACUGGAUGUCUGUGGAACAGCAUCCCUUUAAGGAAGCCAUCAUAUUUAUUGGAUGAAAGGUUAAAUGGAACCUGCCUUUGGAACCCUGAAGAUCCAGGCUGACUUAUGCACUGCAUAGCAGCUAUUCCAAAAGGGACCACAGACAUGAGCGGGGGAGGCGAGCAGCCUGACAUAUUGUCAGUUGGUUUCUUAGUAAAGGAACGGUGGAAAGUGUUGAAAAAGAUUGGAGGUGGAGGCUUUGGUGAAAUCUAUGAAGCUGUAGACUUUUUGACCCAGGAAAAUGUUGCUCUCAAGGUGGAAUCAGCCCAGCAACCAAAACAGGUUCUCAAAAUGGAAGUUGCUGUUUUGAAGAAGCUGCAAGGGAAGGAUCAUGUUUGUAGAUUUAUUGGCUGUGGAAGAAAUGACCAAUUUAAUUAUGUUGUAAUGCAGCUGCAGGGUCGAAAUCUUGCAGAUCUACGUCGCAGCCAGUCGAGAGGUACCUUUAGCAUCAGCACUAUUCUACGACUGGGAAAACAAAUUCUUGAAGCAAUAGAAAGUAUUCACACUGUGGGCUUUCUUCACAGGGACAUCAAACCUUCAAACUUUGCAAUGGGCCGCUUUCCAAGCACCUGCAGAAAGUGUUUCAUGCUGGACUUUGGUUUGGCACGACAGUUCACAAAUUCCUGUGGAGACGUUAGACCUCCUCGGGUGGUGGCAGGGUUCAGAGGCACGGUGCGCUAUGCAUCAAUCAAUGCACAUAAAAACAGGGAAAUGGGCCGACAUGAUGACCUCUGGUCCUUAUUUUAUAUGUUGGUGGAGUUUGUCGUGGGGCAGCUACCAUGGAGGAAGAUAAAAGAUAAGGAACAAGUAGGUCUAAUAAAAGAAAAAUAUGAUCACCGUCUUAUGUUGAAGCACCUCCCGCAAGAGUUUUCGGUAUUUCUGGAACAUGUUCUUUGCUUAGAUUAUUUCACAAAACCAGAUUAUCAGUUGUUGAUGUCCGUGUUUGACAGCAGCAUUAAAGCACAUGGGGUUGUUGACAGUGACCCUUUUGACUGGGAGAAAACUGGGAUGGAUGGAUCUUUCACCAUGAUAACCACCUCAACUACUCCUCAGCUACAUACACGGCAGACACCUGCUGCUCUUGGAAUUGCUAAUGCUUCACUGGUGCCAGGCGAUCAGAUGAAAGAAAACACUGAUGAGGUAUUACAAGAUGAGCAACUCAGCGAUGGUGAGAAUGCUCUUCCAGGCAUUAUUUGUCCUGAAAGGAUGGCAGAAAUGCAUGGAUCUCAAAACCCACAAGUUCCUCAUGUCGGAGAGAAGGAUGUUUGGGAAGAAAUGGACAUUAACAGGAACAAAAUGAAGAUCUCUGGCUGUAAGGGGGUCACAGAGGAAGAGAGCAGUCAUGGUGCUGGAAAUGUGCCUCAAAAUGGACCAAGUUUGGGAUCUCCUGUGAAAGUACGCUCUGAGACUUUGCAACCAGAUCGGGAUAUGCCAUUGCUAAGAAAGUUGAGAUCAAUUCACAGCUUUGAGUUUGAAAAACGUCUCACGUUGGAGCCAAAGCCCAGCACUGAUAAAUUCUUAGAAGCUUGUUCUACAAAGGUCAAGGAAGACUUACUUAAGGAUGUUCCUGCUUCCCAGCAUCGCAAGACCUCUGCUGCAGCUCGAGCUGACAGGGUAUGGCACUUUGAUGAAGAAUACGUUCCGGACAGUACAAAACCAGUCUCUUUGGAGUCUCCUGAGCACGGUGAUGGUGUUGUUAGCAAUGGUUUUGUAGCACUCAAUUUAAGCUCCUGCAGGCAGGAGGUUGACUCCAAAGAGUGGGUCAUUGUGGAUAAAGAACAUGACCUCCAGGAUUUCAGGACCGACAGACGGCAGAGCCAGAAAUUAACCAGUCCAACUGGACGGACAGAUGAUGAGGAACCAGAGGUCCUUGCAGUAGAUUCCCCUCAGGCUGAAGGAUUAAUGUUGGUCGAAGCUAUUUCGAGCAAAAGCAUGGGAUGUCCAAAGUCACCAGAAGCAAGGAAAGACCAGCUGAACACAACUCAUUUGCCACAUCCCAACACUCCAAGGAUGCAGAAUCCCCUCCGAUCCCCGAGCCCUGUAGUAUUGUUACCCUCUGAUUCGGAUCCACUUCACAGGAAGCAGUCAGAUUUGCACAGGAGCCAGUCAGCUGAGAACAAAUCACGCUCCCCUGGUCGUAGGCAGCUACCCUUCAUUCCAGGCAACACCAAGCUGCCUUCUAUCAUCCGCAUCUCCAAAGCUCAGCUCCAACAGAUAACGGCGCCUAAACCUGCAGUAACAUCGACUCAUGGUGCCUCUGUGGUUACAGAGUGCAAUGAGAAGAGAGAAAAUGAUCAGCAUGCAGUAGAAAACAACAUUGAUCAAAAGCAGCCAGCCCAUUUUCCAGAAGAGAAAUCGAGGCCAACUGCUGCAGUGCAUGGCCCUUUGUGUAAUGGUACAUUCAGUGUUGGCCUUAAACUAGAACUGGACAUAGGCCCAAUGCAAAGGGAAAAAGCCAUCAGGACCAGUAUAAUAGAAAGCAGUAACCAAGGUGAGGUAAUUGCAAAAACUAGUGUUCAUUCCGAGCACAACAGAGAUGACUCUCUCAAUUCACCUCAUGAGGUUGAAUGUAAAGAUGGCCAAAUGGUUUCUGGGGAUGGAAGGAGUCAGCCUGAUGAAGGACAAUACUCUUUGGGUGAAAGUGAACUACUGGAGAAGCAAAUGGGUGAUGAAUGCUUGACAUCAGCACAACUAAGGAGCUUGAGCUCUAUACAAAAACAUGCAGAGAUUAAAUCACCUGGUCCUUGCUUAACAGAUAUUAUAGCCAGCCCAGCCACAACUGGUGAAGUCUUUUCAAUGAGAGAGGACGAUGCUCUCUCCAAGUCAGUGGAGUGUACAAAAUUUGUAAUGGAUAUGCCGAAAGAUAAACUGCAUGACAUAGAAGAAAAUGUUUUUUUUAAAUACAUUGAAGGUGAGACGGAUAAAGAACAGCCUGCUUCUAGCAUUUCAUAUGAACGUGUAAAGGAAUUGCUUCAUGCUGCAGUAUCAGAGCAGGAAAGCUAUGCCAAUUAUGCUGGAAAUGAUGGAUGUGAAAUGGGCUACAUUUCUGAAAUGAUGCAGAGAAAGAUUCAGGAACAGAGCAACAUUUCAGAGCUAAGUGGAUUCAGAAAUGGAGAUUUGAUUCAAAUCUUGACAGUCGGUGACGAUUCACUCCAUUCCACGAAGGUUGAAGGCAAAUCAUCACUUUUGCGACAAAGUCGAAUCCCAGUCCUGGCAUCUGAUGCAGAAAUUAUUACUGAGUCAUCGGCUCCUGUCUCAGCUAAAGAGAAACUACUUCAAAAGAAGGCUUACCAAACUGACAUGACUAGACAGUUGGCUGAAAAGAGACAACACACACUCAGAACGUCCUUCCUGGGCGAUCUUUCAUCUAAUUCUGAAAAAUCCCCAGAAGAGAAAAUAUCUGUCCCAUCAAUGACUUUCUCAGAUGAUGGAACUCCUUCUGGAUCUCCAAUGAAAGCUGGAACGGAACAACAAUCAGGCAAACAGACUGACGACGACUCUCUUCUGACCAGUCUUCAAUCCCGGAGAAGCAAAAUCCCAAGACCAGUUUCAUUGACCAAUCCUGAACAGGUCCCCAUUGCAACCUCAACCCAAUUAGUCCCAAGGCCACCUCCUGGCAAGCCACCAACUCGACACAGUGUGGAGGUCCGAUUACGCCGAUACAGAGUUGUUGGAAGCGGUAGCUCGGAUUCUGAUCUCCUAACCCAUCUGGCUCAAAUCCUUCAAAAUGGAUCCCAAAAGACCAGAAGCUCACCACAGUCCAAAAGCCCACAGUCCCCACGCAGUCCUAAAACUCCACCCAAAAGCCCGGUGAUUCCACGACGAAGUCCCAGCGCUUCACCACGAAGCUCCUCGCUGCCACGCACUGCCAGCUCUUCCCCUUCACGCGGCCGUCCCUACACGGACCAGAGAAGCUCAUCGCCACAUUUUGCCAGAAGUCGCUCUCCUCCCAGUUACUCUGGGUCCUCGCCCUCCCGGAGAAGCUUCUUGCAAGAGCAUGGUUGUGGUAAACAGGGCAAAAAUAGCUUGAAGGGGCCUGGGAGCCCUCACCACUUGUGUCAAAGCAAAUCCACAAAGGGAAAGUGCUCCGGCAGAGAUGGUAAAAUGUCCAGUAAACUCAGCAGAUAAUAAUUUCUACCAGUAACACUCCAUUAGUUCUCCUUUUCCUCCAUCCUCAGACACUCUCUUCCCACCCCCACCCCCCUCCAAAGGUUCCCAGGUGUAAUCUUUAUCCAACUCCAAGCUCUCUCUCCCUGUCCCUCUCCCUCCAAUCCUCUCUCCCCCACAUCUUUCUUUCUCUCCACAUCUUUCUCCCUCCCCACGUCGCUUUCUCCCUCCCCACGUCGCUUGCCCUCUCCCCAGCUGCUCCCUCCCCGCUGCGUCCUCUCUCUCCCCGCUGCGCUCUCUUUCUCUCCUUACCCCCCUGGUCUGUUUUCUUUCUCUCUCUCUCUCUCCCCUCCACCCUCCCCCUCUCUCCCCUUUCUCUCUCUGUGCCCAUCUUUCUCUCUCGCCCAUCUUUCUCUCUCUCUGCACCCCCUUUCUCUCUCUCUGCGUCCCCUUUUCUCUCUCUGCGCCCCCUUUUCUCUCUCUGCGCCCUUUUUCUCUCUCUGCGCCCC